This is a messenger RNA of Podarcis muralis (Common wall lizard), 4514 nucleotides long. RefSeq names its product far upstream element binding protein 1 (gene FUBP1). Gene Ontology annotation, biological process: regulation of DNA-templated transcription. NCBI's taxonomy places the organism in Eukaryota, Metazoa, Chordata, Lepidosauria, Squamata, Lacertidae. Gene Ontology annotation, molecular function: RNA binding. The record is from RefSeq and is a predicted model, not a curated record.
UCUCGUUGAACACGAUGCGACGCAGGAAUGUGAAAGGCUCCCGCCCGCCGCCAUUUUCUUUCUUUCUUGGCAGGCAGAGAGCGCGGUAGGAAGCGGCGAAGCGGACAUGGCGGAUUACUCUACGGUACCCCCUCCUUCUUCGGGCGCGCCCGGGGGAGGCGGAGGAGGUGGCGGGGCAGUCAAUGAUGCUUUUAAAGACGCGCUGCAACGGGCUAGGCAGAUUGCAGCAAAAAUUGGAAAUGAAUCUGGAACAUCUGUGAAUUCAAAUGAUUACAGUUAUGGAGGACAAAAAAGACCUCUUGAAGAUGGAGAUGGCUCUUGGACAAGUCCGAGCAGUACAACACACUGGGAGGGAAUGCCCUCUCCUUUUAAAGAUCAACCAGAGCCUAAGAAAGUUGCUCCUCCAAAUAAUGAUUCCUUUGGAAAUCAGAUGCCACCCAUGCAUCAGCAACAGAGGUCUGUAAUGACAGAAGAAUACAAAGUUCCUGAUGGAAUGGUUGGAUUCAUAAUUGGCAGAGGAGGAGAACAGAUUUCUCGCAUACAGCAAGAAUCUGGAUGCAAAAUACAGAUUGCACCUGAUAGUGGUGGCAUGCCUGAAAGAUCUUGCAUGUUAACUGGAACCCCAGAGUCAGUACAGUCUGCAAAGAGAUUACUUGAUCAGAUAGUUGAAAAAGGAAGGCCUACGCCAGGAUUCCAUCAUGGGGAUGGUCCAGGAAAUGCAGUCCAGGAAAUUAUGAUUCCAGCCAGCAAAGCAGGAUUAGUUAUUGGAAAAGGUGGAGAGACAAUAAAGCAACUUCAGGAGAGAGCUGGUGUAAAAAUGGUAAUGAUUCAAGAUGGACCACAGAACACUGGAGCAGACAAACCUCUUAGAAUCACAGGAGAUCCUUACAAAGUUCAACAAGCCAAGGAAAUGGUUUUGGACCUAAUUCGUGAUCAAGGUGGUUUUAGAGAGGUGCGCAAUGAAUAUGGUUCAAGAAUAGGAGGAAAUGAAGGAUUAGAUGUACCAAUUCCAAGAUUUGCGGUUGGUAUUGUAAUUGGAAGAAAUGGAGAAAUGAUUAAAAAGAUACAGAAUGAUGCUGGUGUGAGGAUACAGUUCAAACCAGAUGAUGGAACAACUCCAGACAGAAUAGCCCAAAUCACAGGACCUCCAGACAGAUGCCAACAUGCAGCAGAAAUUAUUACGGAUCUUCUUCGAAGUGUUCAGGCUGGCAAUCCUGGUGGUCCAGGACCUGGUGGUCGUGGACGAGGUAGAGGUCAGGGCAAUUGGAAUAUGGGACCACCUGGUGGAUUGCAAGAAUUUAAUUUCAUUGUCCCGACUGGAAAAACUGGAUUAAUUAUUGGGAAAGGUGGUGAAACUAUCAAGAGCAUUAGCCAGCAAUCUGGUGCUAGAAUAGAACUGCAAAGAAACCCCCCACCAAAUGCAGAUCCAAAUAUGAAAUUGUUUACCAUCCGGGGGACACCACAGCAGAUUGACUAUGCUCGGCAGCUCAUAGAAGAAAAGAUUGGAGGUCCAGUAAAUCCUUUGGGACCACCUGUGCCACAUGGACCUCAUGGUGUUGUCCCUGGGCCACAUGGGCCCCCUGGGCCGCCUCCUGGGGCUCCAAUGGGACCUUACAAUCCAGCUCCCUAUACACCUGGCCCUCCUGGUCCUGCACCUCAUGGCCCUCCAGCACCAUAUGCUCCGCAAGGAUGGGGUAAUGCUUAUCCGCACUGGCAGCCACCGAAUCCUCCAGAUCCUGGUAAGCCAACAGACCCUAAUUCAGCAGCAUGGGCGGCUUAUUAUGCUCACUACUAUCAGCAGCAAGCACAGCCACCACCUGCAGCUCCGCCUAGUGCACCACCAGCCACUCAGACCAAUGGACAAGGAGAUCAGCCAAAUCCAGCACCAGCAGGGCAGGUAGAUUACACCAAGGCAUGGGAAGAGUACUAUAAAAAAAUGGGUCAACAAGGGCAGCCACAAGAUUAUUCAAAGGCUUGGGAGGAAUAUUACAAGAAGCAAGGUCAGGCAGUUCCAGCUCCAGCCGGAGCCCCACCAGCGGGUCAGCCAGAUUAUAGUGCAGCGUGGGCUGAAUACUAUAGACAGCAGGCAGCUUAUUAUGCCCAGACAAGUCCACAAGGAAUGCCACAACAUCCUCCAGCACCACAGUGCCUUCCCAGACCUUCCACCUUAGGUUCUGCUGCAAAAAGCACAGGUAAGCACAACCUAAGGAAGUGUAUAAAUACAUAUUUCAGUUUAUUAAUGUUGUCCCUGUGAGAAUUUUUUGUGCUUGUGUAUUCAAAAGCAAUCUGCCAAUAUCUUCCCCAAAUGUAUUCUGCUAUUCAUGGUUUCAUUCCAAUGGAAAGUCUGAAACAAUUAUUUACAUUUCCGGGUAAAUGUGUAUCUUUAUUUUUAAAAGAUAAGUGGAUUGCUGCAAUAAUUUUUGAGUAAGUCACUUUUACUAUUUUUCCCUCAAUAACAGAGUUGUUACAAAUGAAUAUAAAAUAUUUUUUCAAGAUACAGGAAAUAUUGGUCAGAAUUUCAACAGCCUUCACAAAUGCUUUUAUAAUGUUCAAAGGAUGUUAUACCCAAUACUACUUAUUCAAGCAUACUGUGUGUUUCAUUCCCAAGGCAAUAACGGAUUUUAAGUUAUACACCAUAAAACAUAACCUAGCUUGCUUAUUUGAUAAAGAAGGGAAAUUUAGACUUGAAUUUUGCAGAAUAGUUGUAGAAAGCAUGUAUUACCAGUGAAAUGUUAACAGUUCAGCAAAUCUUUCCUUUUUAUAGGAAACUCCUUCCUACUUUGCUAUUUCAGCUGAAUCGCUGUAUAUUUUUGCCAGUUUAAAUGUUUUGUAUAUGGCUUAUUUAGAUAGCUUAACUGGUGCAUUUUUUUCAGUUUAGAUAGACGAUGCUAAGGCAGUACCAUCAGUUUUUUGUUUGUCACUUAAUAAAAUGCUUUGAUUUUAUCAAAAGUCCUGCUUUUCUCUGCAUCAAAGAAAAAUAUUCAAAAAACCCUGCCUUCAUUUUCACACACAGUGCUGAAGAUGCUGCAAGCACCAAAUCAUAGCUCAUAAAAUCAGGUCCUGAGAUAGUUACUUCCAAUAAAGAGGAUUCCUUUGAGUGUAUGGCCAUGAUGAGCCGAUGAGCAUGGACCAUAGAAGGGCUCCAUGUAGAAGGUAAAAUUGGCAAAACAAUACCGAUUUUAAAUGUAUCCCAUACUUAAUGGUGUAGGGUAUAAUUUGCCUGUUUUAAUCGCUUCUCAUUCUUUAAAGUGCUAUUUGCUUGACCAUAAAUGUUCCAUAAUUUGUUAUGUGGUAAUAAUACAAACCAUCUAUCAAGUUACACUUUGCUGAAUAGUCAAGCAUAGAUAAUGUUUUGCAUUUCACAACUAAAUUAAUAGUUGUACUUGAAUUCCCUCGAGCCACUUCAUAUUUUGUUGUAGUUCAACAUGUCAGAUUUCAUUAUUAUAUGAGAACUAGAUACGUGCUGAAGAGCUUCAUCUCUGUUGGAUUUUGUUUCCCCAUUUUAAAACAGCUUGUUUUCGCUGCUCAGUUUUUAAUAUAAACAUAGCUUGAAAUUUCAAGGGAAGGGAUGUAAUAGAAACUAGAAUGAAAUGGUUGGCAUAGGGGAUUAUGCAUCUGCUUUGAUAAUCUUUAUACUAAGCAUUUUUUUAUUUUCAUUAUCAAUUUGCUGGUGGACCUACAGGCAUCUUCUUGCACCAAGUGUAGUUUUGGUAUUCAGUUUUGUCUGAUUUCUGUCAGAACCCUUGCAUUGAAUCAAAAGGUUCCAUUCCAUUCAUUGAGUUCGAACCUUUAUAUACAUAGUUGCCUCGUUUUCCUUGAGCGGUUCUUGUGCUAUGGCAGGGGGGAAAUAAGUGCAAAUUUCUCGGUCACAGAAUGUUAGGCAGUGAGAGUAAUGAAUGUUUGGAAAGAUGAUCUUAAUUUCAACUAAUAACAAUGUUUACAGAUCACCCUUCAGUAUGUGUGCUGUAUAGGAUAUGAUUUGCUAGUUUUAAAAAGUGAUCUUUAGAUUCGUGUAAAUUGCAGUUAUUUUUAGUAACUAGGUAGGCUAUAUCAUUCACCUUUCUGAAAAUAUUACAUCAGCUGCUGAGAAAUCUUUCUUUUCAUAAUCUAGGCAGUAGAAAGAACUUUUAGAUUUUUGUUGUGUGUACUAGCAGUUCAUAAGGCAAAACAUUCGGCCCUACACAAUGCAAACAGUAGCUACUCCUUUCCUACUGGUAGUACCCUAUGAAAGUCCUGUGUUUAUGCAACCUUUAUCUUAUAUGCAUGCAAGAUGCAUUUUCGUCCUAAGAUAGUGUUCUCUACAGAAACUACCCGUGUAAAAAAAAGAAGAUUGUCUUUUAAAGGCUACUGUGAUGGGAAGUAUCUUAGGGACAUGCAGCUUGGACGUGAGGUAAAUCAAAUGCUUUACAGUAUGUUGUGUUGAGCUUGCAAUAUUGACACUGUAUGUACUCAUGAAUACACAUUAAUUGUAAUGUUUUUGUAUAAGUUCUCAAUAAAUGUAAACUAAUGGGUAA